Penicillium maclennaniae is the source of this 1068-nucleotide messenger RNA. RefSeq names its product putative sexual development protein (LsdA). The transcript is spliced from 2 exons. NCBI's taxonomy places the organism in Eukaryota, Fungi, Ascomycota, Eurotiomycetes, Eurotiales, Aspergillaceae. The record is from RefSeq and is a predicted model, not a curated record. Bases 1 to 1068 code for a protein of 355 amino acids.
AUGCGCUUUCCUCUGGCUGUCUUUGCUCUCUUGAGCCUGGUUCCAUCUCUGCUUGCUGCUCCAACGGCCAGGGCUUCUGAGCCAGGCGAGGACCUACCGGAUGGACUCCCUUAUCCAAGCCCCGGUGAACUCAAGAUCAUCGAACAAAACGCCCAUGGAACACUGCCCAACGGCCCCGCUCCACCCGUCAUCAGCAACAGAGGUAUCCUCAAUUUGAAGCUGAUUGCAUUCAACGAACUCUUCGAGGUGGCAUUCUUUAGCGAGCUGAUCACCAAUAUCACUGAGAACGUGGACGGAUAUCGGUUCACUGAGGAAGAGGAUCGUGCUGAGACCCUCUCCUGGCUGAAGGUCAUUCUUGCUCAAGAAGAGCUUCACGCCAUUCGCGCAAACAACGCUCUGAGCCAUUUCGGCGUGAAGGGCAUCGAGCCCUGCCACUACAAGUUCCCGGUCGAGGACUUCGACUCCGCCAUCGCACUCGCCAUGACCUUUACCGACGUCGUUCUCGGCACCUUGCAAGAUGUUGUCGAGACCUUUGCGAUCGGCAGAGACGUGGACCUCGCACGGGAGAUCGCCUCGGUUAUCGGUCAAGAAGGCGAACAACAAGGAUGGUUCCGAGUCAUACAAGGCAAGGUUCCCAGCGAGUUACCGUUCCUUACCACUAGCGACCUCAACUUCGCCUUUACUGCGAUUCAGGGCUUCGUCGUGCCCGGCACUUGUCCUAACAUUCUCGAGAUCGGGCUGCGCACCUAUGAGACCUUGAACAUUCUCACGCCCCCAGUUGCUCAAACCCAGAAUCUUACUUUCUCAUUUUCGGAUACUCGUAACGAAACUGCUCAUCCGCUGUGGAUGACUUAUAUCAAUCAACAGAAUCUGCCUAUUGUCGAACCUCUCCAUGUCACGUCGCGACAGGGUGAUCUGUUCACGGCGGAGGCUCUCUUCCCCUACGACGAUAACGAGAUGAAUGGGCUCACGAUCGCGGCCGUGACUCUUAGUGAGGGACCAUUUGGCGAUGCGAGUGCCGUGGCCAAGUGGACUCUUGCCGGACCUGGUCUGAUCGUUGUGAACUGA